Scatophagus argus is the source of this 3067-nucleotide messenger RNA. RefSeq names its product E3 ubiquitin-protein ligase TRIM41-like. The transcript is spliced from 6 exons. Gene Ontology annotation, molecular function: zinc ion binding; protein binding. The record is from RefSeq and is a predicted model, not a curated record. Lineage: Eukaryota; Metazoa; Chordata; Actinopteri; Scatophagidae. Bases 710 to 2377 code for a protein of 555 amino acids.
GUACAAGCACUGGGGGUAGCGAUACGCAACACUGGCUGUUCAUAUUUGAAUUUUAUUUUUAGCUUUAAAAAAUGCGACCGAAAUUGUGAAUAUCUAACUACAAACAACCGCAGAUAGCUUUGAGAAUUUAUGAAUUAUUGUUUUAUAUUUUAAAUUUUGUUUUAGAAUUAACCUAUUGCAUUAAUUAUUUAAAGUGUCAUUAACAAAUGCCUUCCAAUGAACAGCAAAUUGUACAACUCAUUGUUUUAAUUAUCCUUGAAUAUUACUGUAGGCACAUUUUGUACACGAUAAUCUUAACUCAAAGGCAAACUUUAUUUGUUGGUUUAAGACCUUGAGAUGGAGUUGAAAACUCCCGAAAAAGGAGGUUGGUGGAUUGUUCUGUCGAAGUACUGUUCUCAGAGUAAAGAAUGAAGCUUCACAAAUUAGUUUGUCUCAUGAAAUUUUAAAUGACGCUGUGCUCAGGACAAAUAAUUGGUCAUUCAAUUCACUGAAUCCAGUUUGUUGGAAAACUGCCAUUCGAUUGUGUGUGGUCUCCAGAGACUCAAUGACUUGAAAAAGCUACUGCAGGAUGUCAGCUCAUCUUUAGUAAUCUGAUACUGAGGCAUAUCAGUGACAUGUGCGUGCCAAGAGAGGCCUGUGAAUCAUUCAUGAGCAGGAAGGCCACGGGCACGACACACUUUGAGUUGCCAUAACAGGCGCAAGCAGAGGUAUGGGCACUGUUGAGGAAACUUUAAAGUGUCCCGUCUGCCGGGAGUUCUUCACAGAUCCUGUGACACUGCAAUGUGGACAUGACUUCUGUCUCACCUGUAUCCAGGCUGUGUGGGAAACAGAUGGGUCUAAUGAUGGUCCUUUCUUCUGUCCAGAGUGUCAGGUAUUUCUCCCCUCUGACCUCUCUCUGGAGAUAAACACCAGCCUUCAGGACAAAGUAAAGGAUUUCAGUACUAACAAGCCAUCGACAGGAGAGCUACGGACAACACCAAGCAGGGAAACCAAAUCAUCUUCAACUAUCCACUGUGAUCAGUGCAUAGAGACGCCAUCGGUGGCCAUAAGGACCUGUCUGACCUGUGAUGCCUCACUGUGCCAGGCUCACAUCCUGUUGCACCAGCAGAGGUCUGCUCUUAGGGAGCACACAGUUGUGGAGCUGACAGGGGAUCCACUGUCUCUGAAGUGCAGGGAGCACCAUGAUGAGCUCAAGCUUUUCUGUAUGGAAGAAAGGGUCUCUGUGUGCUGUUUGUGUGUCCUGGUCGGUAUGCACAAAAACCACAAAGUGUCUCAACUCCAAGAAACCUGCACAGACUUUAAGAGCAUGCUAGAGAACACUAUGACCCAGCUGCUGAAGAGAAGAGGUGAAGCAGAACAUGCCAUCAAAGACUUGGAGUCACUGUACACACAAAUAGUGAAGUCUGCUGCAGAUUACAGAGAGAGAGUGUCAGACAAAUACAACAGGAUUCGUGUUGUUCUGGAUGGUGACGAGCGUUUGAUGAUGCAGAUUAUAGAUGCAGAAGAGGCACAUACGACAGAGUGGCUUGAGGCCCAGAGGGGCGCAAUGGAGGCUCAGAUUAAAGAGAUAGACAACCUCAGAGCAUCCAGCAAAUCACUCCUUGAGGAGACAAAUGAUCUGCGAUUCCUACAGCAAAUCACAGCACGGAAUCUUUGUGACCCUCCGGAUUUAGCCCCAAUCCAGGAAAUAGACAGAGAUCUGUGUGACCUUGAGAAGCUGAGAACAGUAGAGGGGCUGGUGGAUGACCUCUCAAUGGCUCUGUCCCAACACUUUCCACGAAUGUGGUCAUACCUAAGUUCUCCUUCUCUGGACUCAAACACAGCCCAUCCAAAAUUGGAAAUAUCCCAGGACAGGAAACAAGUUCACUGGAGACGGCAGCCUGCCAGUGAGUCUCUGAGCACUCAGCCAUAUGACUCCCAGUAUUGUGUACUGGCUCAGGAGAGUUUUACAACUGGCCAGCACUACUGGGAGGUCAUUGUCCAGGAGAAACCUUAUUGGUUAAUAGGUGUGAGCACUGGGCGUGUCGAUAAAAAAGAUGGUACAAGUCAGAAUUCCCCCAGUCUGGGUGUGACUGACUUGAGCAAGACUUCUUGGUGCAUCUACCAUGGAGAUGGACGGUACUUGGCCUGUCAUGAUACCCAGGAGAAGCAGCUUACAGUGGGGAAGAGAAUUAGGAAAGUGGGAGUACUGGCAAAUAUCCAGAAGGGGGAGCUUUCAUUCUACAAUGCUGAUUCUAUGGCCCUGCUUCACUCUUUCUGUGUGCAGUGGACAGAGCCUCUUUACCCCAUGUUAAACCCAUGCAUAGAUGUGAAUGGACUGAACAGGCAGCCUCUGACCUUGCUUUGGAUUAAGGAGUCGUGGGAUUGGCAGGUAUGAGGUAAUGAGGGCAAAGAAUGAACUUGGACUGGAUCCUUAAAUGACAUGAAUGAAAAUUCACUGAUCAAAUUCAGCCUUUUAAUUUUCAUGUUUAUUCCAAUUUUGCAUGCUUUUAAAGAUAUAUGGCUGUCACACAGCCAUAUAUCAAACUAAAUCAAUGCUCAAAGAAUUGACAUACAUCUUUAUUUAUGAGAAGCUAGAGCUAAGAUGAUGAACAUGCAUUUCUCAUUAACAAUAACAAUGGGAGGGAAAGCAAGGUUUACUCUAUUAUGAUGUUUAGAUGUCAUAUUAUUGUGAUUGUAUAGUGCUGAAGUUUUGCACUGUUAAGGAAAAAACAUAAAUCAGAAUAGAUUUUUCAACCUUUUACUCUAGGCUAUGGUGGUUGUAUCUGUAUUACUGUUCUAUUGUUUGCAGUUGUCACUUACAUUGGAUUCAAACAGCACGUUUGUUCUGUGGUAAAGUCUUUUUGUUCAGUCAGCUGCUUAGCAGCUCUCAUGUUUGACUUGAUUUAAUUCAGGAAAUAAAUGACCCAUGUGUAAACUACUGGCUUGCUCUAUGUGCAACUGUCCCUUUGGUCAGACCAUGGAGAACAUGCGCGUAUCCAUUCUCACUUGUCAGUGGUACUACAUACUUGUUGCCGUGCAGCAAACAAACAAACCCACGGAAGCCAAAUAACAUGGCAGAACAGAA